Messenger RNA from Pseudophryne corroboree (corroboree frog), 1515 nucleotides. RefSeq names its product cyclin B1 (gene CCNB1). Gene Ontology annotation, cellular component: mitochondrial matrix; cytoplasm; nucleus. Lineage: Eukaryota; Metazoa; Chordata; Amphibia; Anura; Myobatrachidae. The record is from RefSeq and is a predicted model, not a curated record. Gene Ontology annotation, molecular function: cyclin-dependent protein serine/threonine kinase regulator activity. The transcript has 9 exons. Gene Ontology annotation, biological process: regulation of cyclin-dependent protein serine/threonine kinase activity; mitotic cell cycle phase transition; mitotic metaphase chromosome alignment. The coding region runs from base 261 to 1421 and encodes 386 amino acids.
UGCGCUCUCCGGGGCUUCACCCGCUGCACCACUGUCCAGGCUCCGGGGCAUCACCCGCUGCACCACCGCCCAGGCUCCGGGGCAUCAUCCGCUGUACCACCGCCCAGGCUCGAGCUUCAGUAACGGCUCAUCGCAUAAUGAGAACCUGCGCCAGCUGAUACAGACGCCGCAGCCAAUCAGCGUGCAGGGUGGGGGAUUUAUACCUGAGAGCUGCUGGGGAUGUUACAGGCAGUGUGGGGCACAGAGCUACAGUGGUAAGAAUGGCUGCAGUGAUGACCAGAAGUAUGCGGCUCAAUGCAGACAACAAAAUGGAGGCUGGAAAGAAGGCAGCUGUAACCAGACCACGCCAACGAAACGCACUGGGAGAUAUUGGGAACUGUAUAGUAGGAAGAGGCAAAGUGGCUGUGAGAAAAGAAGCUAAAGUUGUAAGAAACAAUGUGGUGGAGAAAGCUGUCAAACAACCACCAUAUCUUGAGGUCCUAGAGGAGGAAGAAAAGCCACUCUCGCCAAGUCCCAUGGAUACAUCUGGUGCCUCACCGAUGGAAGACCAGGGUGUUUCCCACUCGGAUGCACUGCUUCAGGUGAAAGAUGUUGAUGAAGAGGACGCAGACAACCCCAUGCUGUGCAGUGACUAUGUAAAAGAGAUCUACUGCUACCUGAGGGAACUUGAGGCUGAGCAGGCAAUCAAACCACAUCCCCUCCAAGGACAAGAAAUCAAUGGCAACAUGAGGGCUAUCCUUAUUGACUGGCUGGUACAGGUCCACAUGAGGUUUAAAUUGUUGCAUGAGACACUGUUCAUGACCGUAUCUAUUCUGGAUCGUUUUCUACAGGUUAACCAUGUACCCAAAAACCUGUUGCAGUUGGCGGGUAUAACGGCAAUGUUUCUGGCAUGCAAAUAUGAAGAGAUCUAUUGUCCCACAAUUGGAGACUUUGCAUAUGUUACUGAUCACACUUACACCAGUGCUCAGAUCAGAAAUAUGGAAAUGCAGAUUCUAAGGUUACUGAAGUUUGACCUUGGACGGCCCUUACCCCUGCAUUUCCUGCGGAGAGCAUCAAAGAUUGGGGAGGUGGAAGUCUCUCUGCACACCUUGUCUAAGUAUCUGAUGGAACUGGCUAUGCUGGACUAUGACAUGGUGCACUUCCCUCCCUCACAAGUGGCGGCAGCAGCUUUCUGCCUGUCCCAGAAGCUCCUAGAUGGUGGCGAAUGGACUGCAACUCUACAACACUACAUGGCCUACAGUGAAAGUGCUCUUGUCCCAGUCAUGCAGCACCUGGCAAAGAAUAUCCUAAAAGUAAAUAGAGGUCUUACAAAGUUCAUGGCAGUACGGGACAAAUAUGCCAAGAGUCAGCAGAUGCGGAUCAGCUGUCUGCCACAGCUCAACUCGGACCUCUUGGUGACAUUAGCCAGCGCUGUGUCCUGAACACUUAUCUUGCUAUCUGUACUUGCCCUGAAUCAAUGCUCUUAAUGUAUUUUAUAAUUUUUUUUUAUGACUUUUAAUAAAUAGACUUCUUAAA